GUUCCAACGCUAGUCCUGCAGCCUCGGGAGCGCAGGGGAGGCAGCGUGGCGCAUGCGCAGUGCGGCGGUGGGGAUUUCCAGCGGAACAUGAAGGUAAGAGGCGCUGGAUGAUGGGGAGGAAGGCGGCUCGUUAAUGGAUCUAACCAGCACUGCAUGACACUGAACGGGCAUGUUUACAUUCACGUCGUGUUCUUAUUGAGCAGCUGGCAGUAUUGGACAUGGUGUUUUUAAUGUGUGCUCCUCUCUGCAAACCCUGAUCUUCAACCUACUGCAGAGGGAAAAGCCUGGCAGUGAGGGCUUAAUAAGUUGAGGACUUUCCAUCCAGCACCCAAAUCAACCACCUUCUCAUGUCAUGUUCCUCCUUUUGAGGUCUUUUGGCUAAUGAGGAACCCAGAGAUGCCCAUUACAAGCCCUGGGCAAGGCGUACGCCCAAAUUAAACCAAUCACAUCUUCACUUUCAUUAUUCCAUAUAGCUCCUUUGGAGGAUGAUUGCAGCUUGCUGAUUUUUCCCACCACACUGCACCAUUGUCCCAGGCCUGUCCAGUGGGAGAGAGGUCUUGAGAUGGCAAGGGGUCCCGUUUAAAGAAACUCCUGAAUUGUAGGAUAAGAGGUUGCAUGCUACGCAGCCCACUGCCACCAAUGGAUGCCAAGUUGCGAGAAGAUCUAUUCCGCAGGUAUGUGGCGUCUUUGGAGAAUCGGCUUGAGGAGAGAGCCGGAGGAGAUAAGCAAGGAGCCAAGACUGAGGAGGCACUGAUUUCUACUGCAACAGCACUGUUAGGCUCUUACCAGCCUGAUCCAGGGCAGCGCUUUCGCAUGAUUCGGUUCUAUGAAAUUGCUGAGAACUCCCUGAGGACUCAAAGGAGCGCAAACUUGCGGACAUUGGAGACAGCCUUUGCAACACUGGAAACCAUCUGUACCAACUUGCUGCUUUUUCCGUGGAAGAAGGAGUUCCGCUGCAUAAAGACCUUCACAGGGCCGUAUGUGUACCAGUUGCAGUCGGUGAUAUGCGACGCAGACUUGCGUCCACUGCUGCGUUCCAUGGGCUAUUCAAGAGACCAGGAAUUGCAGUACCAUGUUAGGGACCAUCCAGGUGGAUCCUCCCACCUCCGGCAGCUCGCCUUUGAACUGCUUCUCGCCCAGGCUGAAUGCCGUCUACUCGGUGAGGUGGUGUCCAUGUCUCGGGGUCUUGCCUCAGAGCUGGAGGCCAUGGAGGUGAGGAGGAACACCAGAGAAGAUGCGGCAGGGUGCGCUGACGCCCUCCGCCGACGAGACAGCCUUACAGGAGACUUGUCCCGCCUGUCGGUGCGGCCGGUGGAUAUUGACCGCGCCCACCUAAGGCGAAGCGGUCGGCCGUCCAAGUCGGUGGAUGUAACAGACAGCGCAGGACACUGGCACCAAGCCAGCAAGCCAGUGCUGAAGGCCUCGCUCAGCCUGCGCAAAGAGCCACUGUUCGUCGACACGGAAGAAGACUUGAAGGAUGAAAUCAUCCGACCGAGCCCUUCUCUUUACCCUGUGGCGGCGCUGCCCUCUUACAGCCCAGUGGCUGACUUCUUCCCAAUUCAGUCGCCCCCGUCUGAGCCAUACUCCUACCACUUGUCCUCCCUGGAUGAGGUGGACUUGUACACUGAACGGGGUUUGGGUGGCCACCAGACGCCCUCUAGGCCACAGAGCCGGGAGCCUCGAGAGUCCCGGGACAGUUGGGUUCUGAAGGGACAUGUGAUGAAGUGCCAGGGCUGCGGCAUGGGCUGUCCUUCGCUCUCCUCUUGCCAGAGGUGCGACAUGAUCUUGUGUUCGUCCUGCCAUGCAGUGGAACCGGCGCCUUGUUGCGGCUUCCAGGAUUACACUAAAACUUCCCGCCCUUUGGAUGGCUACAUGCCCAUCAAGGAAAAGUUGUCCGUCUACUCCAACGCUCACUCGCACACUCACCCUCACCCGCUUCCCCACGCUCAGUCCCACUCGCUGUUGCUGGACAAAGCUGUGAUGAGCACCAAGCUGUUUCCCAGUAAAGCCGUGGGUUCGGGCAGCAGUCCGGUGGUCAGCUCCAUCAGCAGUGGGGGUGAGCGGCUGAGUGUGGGCGGCUCCCGCUGUGGCUUUUGCAACAAGCCAGGGUCCUCUCACACCUGUGUGAACUGCUCCAAGGUGUCAUGUGAGAUGUGCAUGAGCCUUUACGGCAGUGAUGUGUGCACCCGCAAAAAUCCUCAUCAUAACUUUGUGCCCAAUCAUCAACUCAAUUUCAAGUCCAGCACCAUAUCCCACCUCGUGUAUCGAUAGACCAGGAACACAACCACGCUACAGUUGUGCACUACGCCUCUGUUGAUCUUUUUAUCUCUGCUUUUUCCACCCUUGUUUUUUUUUGUUAACUUUUCCUGCUUCCUUUCUCAGUUGGCAGUUGUUUGGUUUUGGUCAUGUGAUCUUGCAGUGCAUUUCCUGUCCCUCAGUAGCUCUACUUUAUCAAAGGAAAAAAAGCUGUUUGACUGGAGAAUUCCAUUCAGUAUCAAUGCUUGUUAACUUGAAAAAUAACCAUGCAGCACAUAGAAACUGUGAAUGUUUUGCAGAGACUUAACCCUGGAACUGAAUCGAGUAAGUUGGAACUUCUCAAACUUGAACAAAAUAAAAAAAAAUAAAAAAUUACACUGGAAGUAAAUAGUAUAUAUUUUGAAUUGUGAAUCUAUAGAUCUAUGUAAGACUAUCGCUCUCAUGGUGGGGUGGUUUUCCCAGUUGAAUGGGGCUUCAGUUGUGAGUUUGUAUCAGAACUUCUAGUUGCU
Molecule: messenger RNA, 2765 nt
Organism: Sinocyclocheilus rhinocerous
Lineage: Eukaryota; Metazoa; Chordata; Actinopteri; Cypriniformes; Cyprinidae
Gene: spata2
Product: spermatogenesis associated 2
Exons: 3
Coding region: 616-2271 (551 amino acids)
Biological process (GO): regulation of necroptotic process; regulation of tumor necrosis factor-mediated signaling pathway; protein linear deubiquitination
Cellular component (GO): cytoplasm
Source: RefSeq, a predicted model, not a curated record